GGGUGUGGCCGGGGCGGGGAGACAAGGAGGAAGGUGAGCGCGCCGCGAGGAGAGGCGCGUGCCCGCCUCUGCGGCUGCUGCCCGGGAGGCGCGCGCCGGGCCGUUAUCCGGCCCGACCGUCUGCGGGGCGCGGCCGUGAGGCGCUGAGUGCGGGGCGGGCGUGGGCUGAGGCGGGGGCAGCCGCGCGGGGAGCCGCGCUCCGGGGAGCCUCGUGGUCGGGGGGGUCCUCACUACAGGUGGCUGUCAUCCCGCUGGGGGACCUCCUGCUGCUUGCUGCUCCCUCUGUCAGCCUCGGCUGGCGGUGCUGCCGGGCUGCCGUCAUUGCACCCACCUCGUCCUCCCGGCUCCGCGUCCCGCCGCUCUUAAUAGGUGUCGUGGGAACCACUUCCCCAUUCCACCAAACCGCCUGCCGCUCGUGGCUGAGUUUCCUAUUGUGCCGACGCGUAUGCUUCACCGCAGGGGACUCUUAGGCUGAAAAACCGUUCUGCUAGGGGAAGGAAACUAAUCUGGAAUCAUUUUCACACAUCAAAUCGCACAACGGCAAAAAAAAACUGCUGCGAAAGCACGAUAUCAAAGGAGGGGGGAGGGACGCAAAACCUGAAAAUGCCGAAAAAAAGCUCUGCCAGCGUGAGUGAGCGCUGCACACUGACGGGGCUGUUGUUCCGCAGCAGAUCUUGUGUAAGGCGUUCGUGUGCCAGAACAGCUGUGCGUGUGCUGGGAGCGGGGCCCGCCGCAGGACUCGGGGGUGGUUCGAAUUGAGCGCACGGCUUUUGUGCUGCCUCGCUCGUCGUGCGGCCGUCUCGCUUGUAGGGUCACGCUGAAAUACUCCGCGUGGUUUUGGUGCCCCGGUUCUGAACAGCGUGUUAGAAAGGUGAAGGUCUACGGAUCUGGAGGUCUACAUCGUUCCCCAGAGAAGUUUUAAAUUCUGUUCUUCCGUAAAAAAAAAAAAAAAAAAAAAAAAAAAAAAAAAAAAAUCUGCAGGUGGUGUGAUCAAGCUUCCAGCUGCCUUUCGGCAGGACUCAGAAUCCUGAGGGGUUGUUCAAUCUAGAAAAGGCAGGAAGGGGAUCUAAACAAAACAUUUGCAGAGGCGACAGUGACUAGUGGCUGACCUAAGUUGGGAUAUCAUGGAUUUUGUACAUCCAGAAGUCAUCUGAGCAAAUCUCUGUGCUUUGAAUCAGGGCGAGUUAUUGAGUUGCCUCAAAGUAAAUGUGUAACUGUGCAGUUGUUUAUGUCUUGAAAAGGUCAUGGUGAAAUUAGCCACAGGUGAACAAAUCGAGUAACAGAAACUUCAAGAGAGCAAGGUUCUUUCCAAGUGAAUAUCCUUCUGAAGACACAAAGUUUUGUAUUAUGCUAAAUUAAAGAAAUACCUACACCUUAAGGGAAGUAGAAACCUUUUGUUUAUUUAUUUAUUUAUUGUCAUGCUUGCAGGUUUGAGUGUCUGCCAUCUGAGUGUGUUUCUGGUAUGUCAGAGAACGAAGGGUAAAUCUGGUUUAGCUUCAUCGUGGAUUCUUUCCUCAGCUCCAGGAAUCAGUGUAUAUAGUUUAGAUACAGUUAAAUGUUGGCUGCAAAUAGCCAUUUGUGUUAAGUUCAGCAUUUCUUUCCGUAUAACCUCUGACCUUGAAAAGCUGGUACAUAGUGUAUCUCCUGCAAGUUCUAUGGAUUUUUUUCAAAUCCUUUAUUAUAAUCAAUGGAUCUCUAAAAUAGCAUUUUUUUUUUUCCACUAGGUUAGACAUAAAAUCUUCUUUAGACAGUUAGAUUUGAGGGAAAUUUUAUUAUACUUAAUUUCAGUAGUGAUUUGCUGUUUCAUCUUAGUCUGUCUUAGCCCUUAACAAAUUGAAGUAUCUGUCCUACAGAAUUCACAGUAGCGAUGAAAUGAUGUAGUAAUCAAUUUUUACUUCAUUCUUUCCCUGUUUUUAAGAACUUGGAAAGAUGUCUGUGUUCUGCACUGUGAGAGCUGAGUCCACAGAUUGUUUGAAGGAAAAUACUUGCAGACAACAAGUAAGGAUAAUAGAAGGCCCAAGAUGUGUUCUGACAAGUCUUCAGUUGACAGGACAAACUAAGCACUUGUUGCAGCAAUGAAGAACAGCAAAUAUGGGAUGUUGAAAUCUUACAAAUUUAGAAGGCCAUACUCCACCACUGAAUGCUGGAAGAGUUUGAGACUGCUAGAAGAUUUAUUUUACUGAGAGAAAGCUCUGUUUUCAGAUACUGCAGGCUGGAGGAAUCCAUAGAGUCUUUAAACAAGUGUGAAUUCCUGCUCCUGCCCAAGCUGCUGACUGUGUGACAUGAUGCAUAUGUGACCCAUCCAGGCCUUGUUGACAUAGAAAGUUAAAUUGCAAGCUGAACAUCAGGAUAUAGGAUACACGCUCAGCUAAAGGCACUUGGUUAAAGCAAGAAUAUAAAACAUGGACUUCGGUUGCACGGAAGUGUUCAUGAAUUGACAUGGGUCGACAUACUUCUCAAUACCAGGCAAAAAGGAGAAGCCACAACACUUAACUCUGGAUCUGCAGUCUAAGAGGAUUUCUGAGUUCAGUGAAGGGUGCCUGAGAACAGAGUCUGAUAAUCAAGUGAUCUGACGUUCAUGAAUGAGAGGAACAAAAUUUUUCUUUGCACACAUGAAUCCUUUCGUGAGCCCUUGAUGUGAUACUUCUUUCCAAGGGGAAGUGGAAAUCAUGAAACAGGAUUUGAUAUCGUCUGUUCAAAUCAUAUUGUUCCUUCCUCUGACCACAGUGGGUCUGGCAGGUCAAUCAUUCCCUGGAAAACCUAAGAUAAUAAGAUGUCGUUCUCUAGAAAAGGAAACCUUUUCUUGUUGGUGGAAGCCUGGUUCAGAUGGAGGACUUCCUACCAAUUACACCCUGUUCUACAGCAAGGACAGUGAAGAAGAAAUCUAUGAAUGCCCAGACUACAGAACAUCAGGUCCCAAUUCCUGCUACUUCAAUAAAAACCACACUAGUCCGUGGACAACAUUCAAUAUCACUGUAACAGCAACGAAUGAGAUUGGAAGUAACAGCUCGGAUCCUCAGUAUGUGGAUGUGACCUCCAUAGUUCAGCCAGGUUCUCCCGUGAAUCUCACUCUAGAAACAAAAAGAUCUGCCAAUAUAAUGUACCUUUGGGCAAAAUGGUCUCCACCUCUAUUAGCUGAUGCCAACUCUAAUCAUUUAUAUCACUAUGAGCUACGAAUAAAACCUGAGGAAAAGGAAGAGUGGGAGACAAUAUCUGUUGGGGUACAGACACAGUGCAAAAUAAAUAGGUUAAAUGCUGGCAUGAGGUAUGUUGUUCAGGUCCGCUGUACGUUAGACCCUGGAGAAUGGAGUGAAUGGAGCUCUGAAAGACACAUUCUGAUCCCCAGUGGACAGUCACCUCCUGAAAAGCCUACAAUAAUAAAAUGCCGAUCCCCAGAAAAGGAAACAUUUACCUGUUGGUGGAAACCUGGUUUAGACGGAGGGCAUCCUACUAACUAUACUUUACUUUACAGCAAAGAAGGAGAAGAACAAGUUUAUGAAUGUCCAGAUUACAGAACUGCAGGCCCCAAUUCCUGCUACUUUGAUAAAAAACACACUUCUUUCUGGACCAUAUACAACAUUACUGUCAGGGCAACUAAUGAAAUGGGAAGUAACAGCUCUGAUCCUCAUUAUGUGGAUGUGACCUACAUAGUACAGCCAGAUCCUCCUGUGAAUGUAACUCUAGAAUUAAAAAAGCCAAUAAAUAGAAAACCAUAUCUGGUAUUGACAUGGUCUCCACCCCCACUGGCUGAUGUCAGAUCUGGAUGGCUUACCCUCGAGUAUGAAUUGCGACUGAAGCCUGAAGAAGGAGAGGAAUGGGAGACUAUUUUUGUUGGACAGCAAACACAAUAUAAAAUGUUUAGUUUAAAUCCAGGAAAGAAGUACAUUAUACAGAUUCACUGCAAACCUGACCACCAUGGAUCAUGGAGUGAAUGGAGCUCAGAAAACUAUAUUCAGAUUCCUAAUGAUUUCAGAGUAAAAGAUAUGAUUGUGUGGAUCGUUUUGGGUGUCUUAUCAUCUCUCAUAUGUUUAAUCAUGAGCUGGACAAUGGUUUUAAAAGGGUACAGAAUGAUAACUUUUAUCCUACCGCCAGUUCCAGGACCAAAGAUAAAAGGCAUAGAUACACAUCUAUUAGAGACAGGGAAAUCUGAAGAACUGUUGAGUGCUCUUGGUUGCCAUGGCUUCCCUCCAACAUCAGACUGUGAGGAACUACUGAUAGAGUAUCUGGAAGUAGAGGACAGCGAGGAUCAGCAGCUUAUGCCAAGUCAUGACAAUGGUCAUCCCAGUAAAAAUGCAAAAAUUACACGCAAGGAAACAGACAGUGACUCAGGACGAGGGAGCUGUGAUAGCCCUUCUCUGCUUUCUGAAAAGUGCAGGGAGACCUGUGCCCUUCCAUCAGUGCUUCAAACACAAGAAGUAAGAGAUGUUCAAGAAAAGAAAGCGGCGAAAAGGAGCUGGGAAACUCAGUAUGUAGCCUCAGAACGAAAAGCACUCCUUUCCAACAGUGAGAGUGCAAAAUCAUCCACAUGGCCUGCAGUUCAGUUACCUAACAAUCAGCCUCCUAUGUUUGCCUAUCACAGCAUUGUAGAUGCGCAUAAGAUAACACUGAAUACCACAAAUACGAAUGUUGCAGCAGUUUUGGUGGAAGAUGAAGAAGAGCAUCAAUCACAGUGUUCUCUCACUGAAACCAUCCCUGGAGAGAUGGAAAAGCAAGGAGAGAUGGAGAAUUUGCAUUCCAAAACCGAGCAAACCACAGCACAGGUCAAACAAAACAGGUCUAAUGAAAGGUUACCAUUUUUGGAUGCUGCGCUCAUGGAUUAUGUAGAAGUUCACAAAGUCAUCAGACAGGAUGAGGAACCAGCAGUGUUACUGAAACAUAAAGAAAACAGUGGGAAGAUUGAAAAAUACACUAUUUCAGGAGCCAGCAAAGAAUACACAAAGGUCUCAACAGUUAUGGACCAUAAUAUUCUAGUAUUAAUGCCAGAUUCACGAGUUCCGCACACGCCUGCAUCUCAAGAACCUGCAAAAGAAACGUCUCAGAGCCUUCAGCAAGGUCAAGUUGAAAAAAACAUGAGCUAUUGUCUGACAGCUCCAAGUGACUGCAAAAGAGAAACUGGUGGAUCAGAGUACAUGGACCCAUCCUCAUUUAUGCCCUCCUUUAAGUAACUAAAAGUUUGAUCACUCUUCAUCAGGUAAUGCUACAGAAUGGAUCAAAUACAAUCAGUAUAAUAAUGCUACAGUUUAAGAUUAUGCUACUACAUCACAACUGUUUCCUAGCUGAUAAGUCUGUGAUUUAUGUGUAUGAUUUUGUUAAUAGUUAUGUACAGUAAAGAAAAAAAACAAACACAUAGCACAUAGUUCCUUAAAAAAAUAGCCUUCUAUGUGUGUUAUAUAAAGAAUAGAAUAAACUGUGGGUUGACAUAAUAAUCAUAGAAGUAAAUCCUGAAUCACUGACACACGUUUCUUACAGAAGGGAAUGUGGAAAUGGUACUCUAUGCCAUGAAAAAUACAUUGUGAAUUAGUUAUUCACUUCUACAGUUCUUCUGUUAUUUGAUUAAACCUAAGGGAAUUUUGCAGAUUCAACAAAGACUGAGGUUGUUAUGGCUUGGUAUACCAUAAUUGUCUGAGCAGUUUCUUAAUCAGAUAAAUCAUUACACAGUAACACUGAUCUACAAUGUAUUUUUUUUUCUGAAUGUAUUGUGACAUUAGAUUAAGUUUUCUUUAUAUUCUUUCUCAAUUCUUAAGAAAAAUGAAGCUCUUGUGUAUGAAAAAAAUCAUAUAUGAAAGAGAAUAUAUUUAACUAAUAGCAUUAAAAUAACAAAUUCUUCACUGUAUGACAGAAAACUUUGCAUCCUAUUCCAAUCAAACCAAACACAAAAAAAAAUAGCGGAACACUAUUUGAUACACUGCCUUACUGUAUAUAUUAUACAAUUCUACUUUAGUACAAUCCCAUACAUUUAACAAUGUAUUUUUAAAGGCUAUUUUUCUACUACCAAGAAAAAAAAAAAGCAAAAUAAAAUAUUUUUAAUUUCCCAAUGCUAUUUUGCUAAUUAGCAACUUUUCUGUUUCCUUCUGCUGAAACAGAGGUAACAAGUAAAGCUGCCAUUUCUAUACAAAGCAUAAAAUUAAACUUUAUACUAAUUAAGAACAUGAAGUAAUUUUUAAACUAUAUUUCUAAUAUAUUGCUGAUGUAUUACUAUUUGAAUUGUAAAUUAUUUAUUUCAGAUGUUUUUUACCAGCUGUUAUUAUAAAAUUAAAAUAGAAUCUAGGUUUUGAGAGUAAAGCUUCUUUCCCACUUAGUUUGUACUCUGUUGUCAAUCAUGAUCAUCUGCAUCCUUAGCCAUUGUGUGCAUUUUUAUCUGAGCUGGGAAGGCAAGUUUGAAGUCAGACUUGUCAUAAUGAACUUACCAAAAUGAAUUCUGGAAUCCGUCCUUCACAAUCAAAAUAUGAGGCAUAACUUCAUAGUCAGUGCUCUGCUGAAGGAGUGAUGGGAGUGAGAAAAGAGUCCAUAUAGCUGGGCUGGACAGCUGCCCAAGGAACAGCAGUGGAAACACUGCAGAUUCUUCUUACCAUGUGUAACUGAAGGAGGAUUCAAAAUGGUAGUGGAAUCACUAUGAACUCAUUAUGGCCCUUCUUGAAACAAAAGUUUAAUAUACUCCAGGGAAGUAUGAGCAAAUGAUGGCUGAUGAAAGCUGGGUCAAGUAUUUAGCAAAUAGCGCUAGCUUCAGGGGGAAUUAGGAGCAUGAGGUAAACAAAAUUGUGUACAUGUUGUGGAAAGUAUAUUUACCAUAGAUAAGCUCUCUUCUGUCUUGUCCUUCCUGUACAGCUUCAUAUUUCUCUAGCUUUUUAUGAUUUUUUGCACUGAGCCAGCCUUCCUGCAGUGUCAGGUAACCUUCUGCAGAGCCACACAAAACAGAUUCUCUGAUGUUGAAGGUUACAGAAGGCUGCAUCUACUUUGUCAAAUCAGAUUCUCAUAUUAUACUUCCAUGCCAUGGAACUGCUCAAAUACAGAUCUGUUAAGCUGUCUAGUCCUUUCACUGGCAGGACUUUAGUUUUUAACUAAUUAUCUGUGUGUAUAUAAACACGUGUUGGGGAUACUGCAACUUUUACUUUAGGCAUCAAAUGUAGAGUCUCUGAACUCUUCUUACAAUGUACUGCCCACUUCUGGAGGCUGAUCAGGGCAGUUUGGAUGUUCUGCUGAAUGCAUAGCGAGAGAUCUUAAAUUCUUAAUUCAGCCACUCAGAUUAGCACUUGAAGACAUGAAGUGGCUACUUCAGAGAGCAGCCAAGCAUAAAAUUUUGUUUAGUUAUAGGUAACAAGACAAUUUUAUUGUAGCAUUUUUAGUAUAUCUUAUAGAUUUUCUAGAAUAUUAAGAAGUACUGCAAAGAAAUUAUCAAGCUAUCAGUCAAAAUUGGAAUGUUUUGCAGGACAGUAAUAUCUGCGUGUCCAUGCAUUUAAGCUGAUGGUAUACUAUCUCCUUCUGACAGUGCUUCAUUCUUCUGAUUGUAAUGCUCCAUUUUUCUGGUUGAGUCUCAAAGAGCUGAUCCUUAUAAGACAUGUUCUCUUACCUUACACAGAUAUUCAUACCUGACCCGAGCAGUUAUUUUCUACUCCUAAUAGCAUGUACAAGGAUGUGCUGCUGCAGGCCUUUUUUUUUUUUUUUAUUCCUCUGGUGAUGCAUAGAGGCUAUCGAAUCUUAUCAGACUACAGCUUAAUGAUGUUCCUUAUGUAGUGCAUUUUGGGGCCAUUUACAGGUUGUUACAGAGCAUGUGACGAGGUGUCAGCAGCAGGCUGUUGCUAUUCUACUGGUUACGUUUGAUCAUAGGCAGGCAGAUACAACUUAUAGCAGAUUUGAAGUGUACUGUUUGUCCUGCCUAACUGCAAGUAUCUGUACAUGUACCUAGUUUUUAUUAUAGGCAUAGAGUCUAGAGCAUGAUUUGCCUGAAAAAUACUUGUUUCUGUUUCAGGAAGAGAUACUCUAAACUCCACUGACUGUUACUACAUUUGUCUUAGAUUGCUCUAAUCAGAGCGUGUGGCUCUCUAGUCUAAAAAUCAAAAUUCAAAUCUUUUUUUUUUUUUUUUUUGAAAACAUUUUCUGAAUUGACAAUGCUUAAAUUGAAAAUUAUAGUCUGUGUUAAUAUUGUGAGGUUUGUCCAAUUCUGUUGCAGCUUUUGGGUCCCAGGAACAUCAUUAACUUUAACACCUUGAGUUCAGAAAGCCCAAAAGAUCAGCUUUUCUUCUAAGCUGCCAGAAGAAAAAAACAAACAAUCAAACAAACAAACAAAAACCCAUGACUAUUUUUCCAUGAAAAAAAAAAAAAAAACCAAAACCAAGAUUACAAGGUACUCAAAAGAAGGCCCCUCCAAUAGUUCACUGAUUCUCCAUCAGGAAGAAAAACUGAGACAGAGUUUUUCUAUGCCUAUCCAUAAAUUAGUUCUGAAACUGCAAGUUAGCUGUAGCUUAAAUUACUUCAUGGGGCAUAAAUUCUUUCUCACCAUUGCCAGUGAGAGUCCCAUGAUGCCAAAUCAUUAUGGCUUUCUGUGAAGUCAGGAAUUCUACCAGAGUGAAAGCAACACAUUUUUGAUUGCUCGGAAGUAGCCAAGCUUUUUGAAGAAUCUGCUAGCUAAAUAUGACCUGAACACAUUUUUCAUGAACAUACGUCAUCCUUUAGGCUGAACAAAUGUGCAGUUGGAUUAUUUUUCCUUUGGAUGCACUUUCGUUGUCCAAAACAACCUACUUCCCGGGUGGGAGUAACACCUUCUAAAAGUGGCCUUGAACAUCUACACAGAACUUUUGCACAUCAAAAGAGAAUACAAUUCUGUAAAAUCAGAAUAAUCUUCAGCUAAGUUUGAGGGCCUUUGGAUGUUAAAAUAUUUCAUUCUGUCUUGUUUGCAACAUUAUUUUUUAUUACAGCUCUUCAAGGAAUAGCUUUUUGUUAUGAAAUAGAUGAGAUUUUGUAGCAAUUGUACACAGUGGAUUCUUGUAAAGUUAUGGUACACCCUUAUGUAAUAACAGGUUCCUGACACCUUCUUCGAUAUACAGUGGUUUAACAUGUAACAGAGUUUACCCCAGGAACUGGGAUUAGCCCCCCCAGGUCUUGCACCAAAUUUCUCACUUUGAGUGAAGUUUGAAUGUUUGGGGUUUUUUCUGUGUUAACUGUGUCACUUCUAAAUUUCAGUAGCAUAAAAGGCUUAAAAGGCUCUUCAGAAAAUCAAUUUUAUAAAUUCAUAAAUUUGAAUAUACAUUUUAAUUAAUAAUUUUAUUAACAGUUUUCUUCAGUAUUGAGAAAUAUAACUCAUUCUAACUUUUCAAAUUAGAGUUUUUCUUUUAGCAAGGACAACUUUGAUGUACAAUUCUGGUAUUUCAAUAUGGUGUUCCUGACUUGAAGAAAUCUAAUUUACUGAAGUGGACAUGUGCUGCCAAAACUUACUUUCACAUAAAAUGAAGGUUUGAGGAACGCUCUUGAUGAUACUAUGUUACUACAAGGGAUUAUUUAAUUAAAGUGUAGUCAUUUGACCUUAUAUAAUACUACUAAGGGGAUAUAUGUGUUUAUAGAACAAACUGAAACACAAAAAUAUAGUACUAAUUAGUUUAUGUUAAAGCAGUGAAUUCUGUGGUGUAUUUGUUUAUGUGUAUAUGUUUAGAUGGCUGGAAAAUCUAUAGUUGCUUUAAAUGUAAUUCAAGUAUUUAAAGUGUAGUAACAGCGGAUGUUAAAAGUGAAUAAGAACCAUUUUGUUUGUUAUCUCUGAAGCACUGUGUAUGUGGAGUUCACAUCAUUAAGCUUGUAAAUGUGUUUGGUAAUUUCUCAUCAACUCUAAAGAAUUUGAAAGCAUUGGGCAAGGAUACCAAAGUCAUCUAAGCCAGUUUAUGAAUAGUAGACAUUUUCUACAAAGCCAUAAAGACAAAUGAAAUGAAAGUUUCGUGAGAUCAGGCACCAUAUUCUUAAAGAAUCACUACCUCAGGUGUUUUGUGGGUUUUUUUUCCACUCCCUUUAAAAAGACAGACAAGCAUUUUCCUUUGUGUGUCAAACCGCAAAUUGACUUAAAAUGUUGUUUGUAAUAUCUGAAUUGUUUUUAAUGAACAACUUGUCGUGAAAUCAUCAGUUUUGUCCCACUAGUAGUACUAGAAUGGGAUGUCAGAGAUGCAUAGCUAAAUAGGAAGAGUUUUUAUGUGGGAAGAAAAAUAACAAAGAAGUUUUCAUCUUGUAGGGAAAGCCAUGCUGACCAGCUUGGCAGUCACAGUUUUCCCCUUCCUGUUUUUUGCCACUGCCUGUGUGCUCAAUGCUCAACUCAUUAGGACUGAGAAAGCUGAGUUCUCAGAGGUGCUCUGAUUCUGGAUCCCACCAAUGGAACUAAGCAUUUGUUAGUACGUUCUAUUUAGGAAGACCUGUUUUCAGUUGAGUUUCUGAGAAGGAAAUCUUCAAAUUGUUCCUGAGUGAGUGAAAAGGGAGACUAGCCAUGCUUUCAACUGUUACAAAACACAUAUUAAAAACCAAGUCACUGACUUCCUUCAGCUCCAGUGAUAGUAGUGUGGAAGGAUUGACUGAACUACACUGAGCUGGAAGAAUCAUGUGGCUUGGCCUUGAAAAUCCUCUUGAAACAAAGGAAUUUCUUCAUCUCUCCUGUGUAUGUCAAGCAGGAGAUAAGAGGAAUACAGAAACACAUUGUGUAUGACGAAGAAAGAGUGUUUUAUGACGGGAGGAGGGACAUGGUUGCUGCAUGUGUCAGAACAGAAGAGUACAAUCAGUAUGCUGUAGGAUGGUGACUGCAGUUGAGAAGACAGGGAGGGAGAACAAAAAAAUGAAAACAAAAGAAUAAAAUGUAAGAGUAGAUUAAAAGAAAUAUCCAACAGUAAAGUGAUAAAUGUGUUUUUAAGGGGGAAAAAAAUACUUCUACAUCAAAAAUAGGAAUAUGGACAGCUACUGGACAUAGUCCACAAAAAAUAGUAAUGCCUCAUUAUGUGCUAACCUGUUGGUAAGAUGCUGAAAUUGGCUACUACAGAUCAUCUAUUACAUAAAAAGUGAAAAAGACUUAUACAUGAAAGUUGGUCACUCUGUUUCUAUUAAUUAUGGGAUUUUCUCCUGAUAAUCUGGUAUUGGUCCGUGGCAAACCAUGUUUGAAGGGCCACGCCCCUCAUCUAAUCUGCUGUUGCAUUUCCUACAUUCCUAAGGAAAAAUUCAACAAAAUAAAGUGUACCACACUGUCUUUAAAUUAAACUUCAAUUAUUUUUUUUUUUUACACAUGAUUUUUAUUUAUCCAUUUACAGUGUCUCACAGAUACACUUACCAUUCUUAAACAUUCUUCUAUUGAUGAAAUGAGCUACAAGCUCCAAGAGAUAAAGAAUUUUGUGGAUACUAGUAAAUGGUCUGUAGGCAUUUCUGGGCAUUCCUUAGUUUGUACCUGUGACAAUCGAAACAUGUAUGACAAGACAUGACAAUCAUUAACGUUUUCCUUAAUCACGAAGUCCAUGUCUUGGUGAUAAAUUCUGAGAUUUACCAAGACAUUUAAAAUACAUUUCUGCCAUGUAAUGUAAGUUCUUAAGAGAGGUAAUGCAUGUUGAAAAUAACUCAAAAGAUGUCUGAAUUAUUUGUAUGGGUUCUUGCCAUGCCAGUAGGCAAAAAACUGGGUGUAUACUCAACAUCAGUGCACAGAGAAGUUAGAAAUAAGGAAUAUUUUUCACAUUUUUUAUUGUCAGAAUUCAGAGCUAUUAUGCAGUUUGACUCUGUGAUGCUGCUUGUUUUGGUCUAUGUCUUUAUCUAAUGAUAAUUUUUUCUUUGGAGAAUGCUGCUUCUGUUUUAGUGAGCUCUUGAGUACCUUCACUUCAUUUUGACAUAAGUAAAAAUGGACAGAUUUCACUUCAUUUCCUACAAGGAUCGUAAUGGUCGGAUUUAAAGACACAGCACUAAGCAGAAUUUUUAGAGGAUGCUGGAAACCUUUGUAGAUGUCACUAAUAGAAAGUAUCCCUUGAGCAGGACAGAUAAUUUUGUAUGUUAAGGAAUAUACAGAUUUUUCUACAAAAUGCAGGUGAAAGUAUUAUGAUGUCAAACAAUAAGUUUUAAAGUUCAUAACACUGUAGACUACUCUGAAUUCUCAUCCCCGGGUCCAUCAUUCCAGAAGGAAGAGGAAAAACUACUACUCAGAUAUACUCAGAAGGGAUCCCCUGGGCUGCUACACUGUUGUUCAUUUUUCAUCUUGUAAAGCAGUUUUUAAUUCUGACCACAAAUGCCACUCUUCAUCUGGAAUGGCACAGCCAUCAGUUUUGUAAAUGCAUUAUAUUUCUCAGAGAUACUCAGCACUGUCUGAAUUUCUGAAAUAUUUAUAUUGUGCUUCAUAUAAUUUUUUGAGUCAAUAUGUAAAACAGCAGUAUCAGAGUUCCCAUUCUGAAUAGGUACUGCCAAGGAAAAAAAAUACCAAGAAUCACUAAUUAACUGUAUUCGUUUGAAUUUCUGGCAUGCUGUUAAAUGCAGAGGAAAGUCUCUGGAACUUCCUUGUCUUUGAUAGUGGCAGCAGGUCUCUCAAAGAAACGUAGGUAUAAAUCAAAUUGCAUGUUCUAAACAGCGUGCACAAUAAACAACAGGCUUUUCAUCUAAGAAAGAGCCAGUCCGAUAUUUAAGGCUUUUUGUUGCAUUUUUUAUAUUUGUGUAAACAAAUUCAUUCUUAGUCUUGCAAUAAAAGCUAGGCAUUUUUUUUCAAUUCCACUUUCAGAAUUUGCAAGCAACCUGGAAUAUUCAAGUUAUUGUAGUGUCAUUACUUUAGCAGCACAGUGACUUGAAGCACAAUUAUUCUAUGAACCAGACCCGAACGUUUUGUAAAUUUCUAAAAUUUAAAGAAUGAUAGAAAGUAGAUUUCAUAUUCAGUAUGUACAUUGGUUGGAAUGUACUGGUAUAAAAACAGUUGCUCAGGAAUUCUUCAUUGUUUCUAAGUGUAUUUGAAGGAAAAUGCUUUAAAAUUAUGUAUUUUUUAAGUUCUUAAUAUUGAAAAUGCUGGCUUUAAUAAAAUCUGUUAGCAAUUUCACUUGUAAGAUCAAUAUUGUUACUGAAGUCUGUAGCUUUCUGGUGGACUUUUCUAUAUUUUGUCAUUGUAAAAUCUCUUUGCAAUGGUGUUCGCAUUUCAAUUUAAUAAAAGCUCUUGAAUAGGA
Molecule: messenger RNA, 13136 nt
Organism: Gallus gallus (chicken)
Lineage: Eukaryota; Metazoa; Chordata; Aves; Galliformes; Phasianidae
Gene: PRLR
Product: prolactin receptor
Exons: 22
Coding region: 2670-5165 (831 amino acids)
Biological process (GO): cytokine-mediated signaling pathway
Cellular component (GO): external side of plasma membrane; membrane; signaling receptor complex
Molecular function (GO): cytokine binding; cytokine receptor activity
Source: RefSeq, a predicted model, not a curated record